Messenger RNA from Dermacentor silvarum, 3934 nucleotides. RefSeq lists its product as uncharacterized. The record is from RefSeq and is a predicted model, not a curated record. The transcript has 6 exons. NCBI's taxonomy places the organism in Eukaryota, Metazoa, Arthropoda, Arachnida, Ixodida, Ixodidae. Gene Ontology annotation, molecular function: transmembrane transporter activity. The coding region runs from base 94 to 1743 and encodes 549 amino acids. Gene Ontology annotation, cellular component: membrane. Gene Ontology annotation, biological process: transmembrane transport.
CAGACGCGCUCUUGCAGCCCGGUGCGUAGAAAGAGGCGGAAAAUACGGACGGGAGAAGUCGAAAUACCAACAGAAGACGCGGUGAUAUCCGGAAUGCCGAGCCGCAACGCGCAAGGUUUCCAACGCCUCAGCGAAGAACCGAUCAGAACAGCCCGGUCGUCGACUCUCGAAAUGAGCGCCGAAGUCAGUGCGGCAACUCCGGCUCAAACGCUCGACGACUGCGACCCCGAGACGCCCGACCGUCGUCAACCCGUAUUUCUCGUGGAAUGUAGCGACGGGGACACAAUCGAACAAGCGAGUAGCAAGUCCGUCGAAGACGUCGGCGUCGUCAGCAAGGGCGCACCCGGUUGGCGUCGUGCUAUCAACGCCCUACUGGUCGCCAGGCUCGAGAUAUACCUGGCGCUCUACGUGGUGGCUCGAAGGAUGAGCGCCACAGUGGUCCAGGACUUGCUCAUUCAGAAGUCCUGCCUCAACACGCUCGCCCUCAACUCCAGCGUCUGCUCUCAUCUGGACGACUUCGAGGACGUCAAGGACAAGGCCGAACAGUACGCCAGCACGACGAGCAUGAUGCGUGCCAUCGUGCUCCUGGCACCUUCGGCGGUCAUGGCCAUCUUCGUCGGGCCCUGGUGCGACAAGUACGGCUACCGGACGCCGCUGGUGACCGCCAUGGUGGGUUUCAUGGCGAGCACGCUGCUGGACAUCUUCACCGUGUACCACAUGGCGAUGCCGCUCUACGCGAACAUCCUGUCCAUGGUUCCGGACGGCCUGUGCGGAGGACCCAUCAGCAUCCUUACGGCCGUCUUCAGCGCGGCGACUCUGUCGACCAGGGAGGACCGCAGGCGCGUGAGGUUCUUCGCGCUCAGCAUAGUGAUGUCGCUAAGUGGUCCCCUGGGCAGCUACGUCGGCGGCCAGGUGUACGGCCAUUUCGGCUGGAAGCCCGUGCUGUACUCGUCUUUCGCGCUCGAGUCGUUCGCGCUCGUAUGGGCCUUCGCUGCCAUCAAGAACCUCGCGAAGCCCGAGCACGCGAAGGACGGGCUGUCGCUAAGGCUGAAGAACUUCUUCCAGCUGCAUAACCUGACCGAAAGCUUCAGAAAUGCGAUUAAGCCUCGGCCCAACAGGGGACGUGUGCAGCUGUGGUGUCUCUUCGGGGCCACCUGCUGCGUCAUAUUUGACCUGUCGUCCUCGGGAAUCGCGUACUUCUACGUGCGCAAGAUGUACUCCUGGACGGUGGCCUACUACUCGACGGUGCAGUCCGUCUCCACCGUGGUGGGCGUGGCCCUGAACGUGCCUAUCGUCUUCCUCUUCGUGAAGGUCCUCAAGAUCAGCGACCCCGCCAUGGCGCUCGUGGGCUCCUGCUUUGCGGCUGCGCAGAUGGUCAUAUUGGGACUCGCCUACGAAGAAUGGCUGUACUACCUGCAAUGCCUCGUGGGACUCCCCACUUUCCUUGGCCAAGUGGGCGUGAGGACCCACCUCUCUAAGCUCGUGGCACCUGACGAAGUCGGCAAGGUGUUCUCGCUAAUGGCCUCGUUCGAAUCCGUGGUACCCAUCAUCGGCGAGGUGCUGCUCACCACUAUAUUCAACCAGUCCAUCGAAUUUUUGCCAGGAAUGCCUUAUCUUGUGGCCGCCGGAAUCACCUGCAUCGCCGUCGGACUCACUGCAUACGUCACCAAAGUGCACCGGUACAGCAUAAAGUACCAGGAAAUGUCCAAGUCAGAGAUAUCCUCUGGACCAAUCAACGACUGAGGCAUCAGCCAACCUGAGCAUUGACGGACAGCUCCAGACAGACGCACACAGGUGCUUGGCAGCCACUUGCAUUAAGUGUGGAAGGUGUUGGAAUGUUUCCUCGUUGCUUUCUGGCAAAACAACUGGACUUGAGCAAUGGACUCCACAUGAACUACCACAUCAGCAGACGCAUUACUGCCAUGGACCCUUGUUGAUUGCACAUGCUGCUGCACUGCGGAGACAGCUCCCCAAUUUCUUUAAAAGGACAUUUGCGCUUACAAGCCAUGAUUUCAAACUUAUUGCAAAGACUGCCCAAAGGCUAUGCCCUUAGCUAGUGUCACUGCCCAAAGGCUAUGCGCUUAGCUAGUGUCGUUUACCUCCUUCAACUGGCAAAAGCUUCUUUCAUUAUUUUACAGAAACCCUCUAUAUAUAUGUAAUAUAUAGUAUAAUGCAUAGUCUAUAUAGAGAAUGUCUUUCGACUUCCUAUGAUUAUAGACAGCACAGUACUGUGCAAUAUGCUUGUUGCUUUACCUUAUUUUCAUGUGAUAUGAUAGAGAUGUUGUUUAUAGGUAUUGUAUAUACAAAUGAAGAAAUCUAAAGGGAACAAAACAUUAGUAAAGUGCUUACACGACCAGCAUAAGUCUAAAGGUUACUUACUGUACAUGUGCACAUAAAUAAUUUAACUACAACCUAAGCACACAAGGAGCCCACCAGAAAGGCCCAAAAUAGGCCCUUUGUUCAGUCAAGACUAACAAAAGUGCCUUGCUCCUCCUCCUACAGCAAGGUAUGGGCAAUACCCUCCUUUGCAGACUUUGCACAGAUUAAGUAGAUAACCUUAGCUGCACAUGACAUAUUAGUGUCACUGCUGGUCACUAGCAGUGCAAAUAACGAGGAAAAAAUAGAGAACAAACUGUAGCACUGAUUAUCAGCUAAGGUUUAUGGUUUGCCCUUCUGAAGGCAUGCACAAAAAUUCAAACAAAAAAUGUUAUUUCUGCAGAAGUAAACAGUUAAAUCCCAUUGGCAGUCAGCACUUUGCCCAGCCCAUUCUCUCCCCUAUAUUUUGCACUGCAAGCACACAGAUAUGAACUGCUGACUCAACCAUCACGUCAUUACUGUUAUUAUUUGUAUGUUUUCUACUGCACACCUGCUGUGAUAUCGACAGAAUUGAACUUAAUUCUAGGGUUUUACAUGCCAAAACCACAACUUGAUUAUGUAGCACGUCGUAGUGGGGGGCUCCGGAUUAAAUUUGACCACUAGGAGAUCUUUAACAUGCCCCCAAUGCACGAGACAUGGGUGUUUUUGCACUUCGCCCUCAUCGAAAUGUGGCGGCCGCCAUCUGGAUUAACAGGGACAAAUUGACAUGGACAAAUUGAUGAUACUGUGCAAUAUUCAUACAGGUCAGAGCAGCUGGCCCAUAACCACUCUUCUACAGAUUCCAGUUUACAUAAGCACACUUCUGCACUUUUCGUAAUAGUGUACAGCAAUUGCAACCAAUGAAUUCAUCAAUGAGCAAUCAAAUCCAAUGUAUUUGAUUCUGAUUGUAAACAUCUAUGCCAUCAUGUUUUCAGUAGACAAUUUUAUUCCACCGUUGCAACUGACACACAUUGAUUGCAAGCACCAGUGCCCCAAUUUAUUAAAAUUCAAUCAGGUAAAUUGCAAAAUUGCCUUAUUGUGAAAUUACUUGAAUUACCAGGCUUUCACCAAGCUGUACGUUAGUCUUGACCAAAGCACUUGCAGACUCCACCUUUUCUAUUUUUACCCUCUGCAUUCUGGAACAUUUUGCCACUUGAUGUGUGUAUAUGGAAAUAGCACUAACUGGAGAAACCAAGGACAAUUUCAUGCUCAGAUGGUACUUACUAUUUAUUUUACUCUAUUUUUAUGUAUUGCACAAAUGGACAACAAAUAUUUAUGAAUAUUGUUUGCAUUGCACAUUUGUAAUUACUACCCCCCUUACUUACACAUGCUCACUAAAGCCAUAUGUGGCACCAUUUUUGUACUUUUACAUGUUUGUUCAAUUACUGUCAGACCGCCUUUCUUUUUUUAUUAAUUUUGCUCUCUAUGCCAUUUCUGCAUAGCUUGUUUUCAUUCAUACAAUGUGCACGUGAUGUCUCAUUGUACUUUUGACUUCCAGACCUCUUCUUGCAGAUCAAUACUGUGUAUAUACCUAAAAUGGUAAUAAAAUUGAAUCUGUUUAGGAAGGACCAAACCAGAA